Molecule: messenger RNA, 2538 nt
Organism: Leishmania braziliensis MHOM/BR/75/M2904
Lineage: Eukaryota; Euglenozoa; Kinetoplastea; Trypanosomatida; Trypanosomatidae
Exons: 1
Source: RefSeq, a predicted model, not a curated record
AUGUCGAAAGCUCUGCCCCCCAUUCAGGAUCAUCGUCCGGCUUCGGUGGAGCAAAGCCACUCCUACUCCCGUUACUCUGCCCGUGGUUCUAGGCACGAGGAACACCAGCGCUUCUACGCGUCCUCGGCGCGUGUGCGCUCGCUCAGUCCAGGGGCCACGGCCGACUCUCACCUUACGGGGCUCUCAACGUUGCCCCGACUGCCACAGGUGGAGUUCUCCCUGGGCCCUAUCCAAGAGCGCAACAUUCCACCUUACAAUGACCUGGAGGACCCGCACCUGGUGCCGUACUGGGCACGGAAAGUGAUGCUGAUUCAAGAAAGAGCCGCUCAGCGUCGCCGUCUGCGUCGUCAGCAGGAGAUGGAGGAGCAGCGCAUGGCAGCAGCGCGUCGCCGCUUCCUUCAUCGCCGCCACCAGGAGCGAGAGGAAAUGGCAUCCCGGAAGGGUGAGCAGACUCGUCAGCGGGAGGAAGAGGAGCGUCAGUCGACGACUCGCGGUGCGUCCAAGAACUCGAGACAUGCACCGACGAAGCCGUCGGCCGCGCGCAGGAGCGGUGCCACGGCAGGUGGGCGAUCCCGUCAGCAGGCAGCAACCCACCGCUACUACGAAGCGGGCAGUAACUUGCACGCAGAGGAGAUGGUGGAGCGCGCGACUGGCGGCUUACCCGCUGACCACGAGUACGUGACAAGCUCCUCAUCAGCGACCACGAUCCGCAGUGCCUCCUCCCACAGCGACGCUGCCAGCAGCUACAGCAACCGCCAUCACGACGAGGAGUACUACGCUAAAGAGGACGGAGCUGCGGUACCUGCAGCGCCGCCGCUGACUGAGGAAGAGGAGAAGACCUACCCCGACGAGGCGGGCUACUCCACGGAGGACAUGAACAGAGACGCAGAGCCGGAGGACGCGGUGAAAGAAGUCACCUCGCGCUCCUCCAUCUUGAAGUCCUCCUCGUCCUUCUCGUCCUCGUACUCCAGCAACCGCCAGUCAUCCCUCCGCGAUCACGCGGCCGAGGUGGCGCGGGAGCAGGCGAAGGCGGAAGCGCGCGCGGAGGCAGAGGCGGAGGCAGGAGCAUAUGUAGGGGAUGGGGCAGAAGACUCCUAUGCUGAUGAUGGUUUUGAGGACAACCUCUCACAGUCGCAUCACCAGUCGUCGGCCGCCGCUGCCUACCUCUGCCCGCAGGAGGAGGACGGCAAGGCAGAGGCCCUCCUGGAACCGGAGGCGGUCUACCCCCUUGAGACGACAGAGGAGGAAGCCCAUAAGGAGUCGUACGAUGAUGACGAGUUUGAAAAGAGCUUCGCCUCUAGAGAUGCUGCUGACGAUGUGGAGGGUGCACCCGCGGCACCGCUGCAGCAACAGCCGGAGUACGUGGAGGAGGAAGAGGCAGAGAAGCCGGCAGCCGCUGACGAGGCCAGUGACGAUGCCAAGUCGGGCUCUUACGAAGAGGAGCGACUCGAUUACGACGAGUUGCUCUCCCCGAAAAAGGCCUCACACAACACCUCGGAUGCUGAUGUGUCACUCAUCGAAAAAUAUGAGGAGGACCAGGCAGAAGUCUCUCCCGAGGAUGCGCAGUGUGUUACAGCAACGCUGACAGCCACAGAAGAUGUGAAGCCAUCGGAGAAGGACGACGUCGAGGGCAGUGCCGCCGAGGUGCAGUCGCAGGAAGAAUACCCGCAGACUGCCCUUGGCCAGGGAGACGGCGAAGACGAAUUCGAGGAUGAGCUGUCCACCAGUAAGUCGUCGGCCGCCGCUGCCUACCUCUGCCCGCAGGAGGAGGACGGCAAGGCAGAGGCCCUCCUGGAACCGGAGGCGGUCUACCCCCUUGAGACGACAGAGGAGGAAGCCCAUAAGGAGUCGUACGAUGAUGACGAGUUUGAAAAGAGCUUCGCCUCUAGAGAUGCUGCUGACGAUGUGGAGGGUGCACCCGCGGCACCGCUGCAGCAACAGCCGGAGUACGUGGAGGAGGAAGAGGCAGAGAAGCCGGCAGCCGCUGACGAGGCCAGUGACGAUGCCAAGUCGGGCUCUUACGAAGAGGAGCGACUCGAUUACGACGAGUUGCUCUCCCCGAAAAAGGCCUCAUACAACACCUCGGAUGCUGAUGUGUCACUCAUCGAAAAAUAUGAGGAGGACCAGGCAGAAGUCUCUCCCGAGGAUGCGCAGUGUGUUACAGCAACGCUGACAGCCACAGAAGAUGUGAAGCCAUCGGAGAAGGACGACGUCGAGGGCAGUGCCGCCGAGGUGCAGUCGCAGGAAGAAUACCCGCAGACUGCCCUUGGCCAGGGAGACGGCGAAGACGAAUUCGAGGAUGAGCUGUCCUCCAAUAAAUCGUCGGCUACCACGUCUGUGGCGCCAUCGCCUGUCGCAGCAUUGAGGAAGGCCGACGUCCCUAAGGAAGAAGUCGGGGAAGAGCUCGACAGGGAACUCUCCCCGACGAAGGCACCCGAUGCGGAGCGCAAGCGGGAGGAGUCACUGAUGUCAUCGUCGGCUCUCGCACCGGCGCCGCCGUCACCCUCCUCGUCCAACUCAGAAGUGGUCACUGCGUCG